Messenger RNA from Pimephales promelas (fathead minnow), 1900 nucleotides. It is a transcript of the gene bin3, whose product is annotated as bridging integrator 3. Gene Ontology annotation, molecular function: lipid binding; protein binding. Gene Ontology annotation, biological process: actin cortical patch localization; plasma membrane tubulation; endocytosis. The record is from RefSeq and is a predicted model, not a curated record. Gene Ontology annotation, cellular component: actin cytoskeleton; cytoplasm. Lineage: Eukaryota; Metazoa; Chordata; Actinopteri; Cypriniformes; Leuciscidae.
UUUCCGUAGUUUAAAUCCUCUCGACCUCUGACUUGCAGUAAACUUCUCUACUUCCUGCUUGCUGUCCGACUCUCAAAAGCCUGAAAAGGCGAUGUUUACAACAAAACGGGAUUACAUUUCGAUUGAUUUGGACUGAAUUUGAGCACAAGAUGAGCUGGAUUCCUUUCAAAAUCGGACAACCAAGGAAACAGAUUGUUUCAAAAACGGUUGAAAGGGACUUUGAGCGGGAAUAUGAGAAGCUCCAAAAGUUGGAAGAACAGACAAAGAAGCUGCAUAAAGACAUGAAGAAAAGCACAGAGGCUGAUUUAGCAAUGUCUAAAGCAGGAGUGAAGAUCUCAGGGGACUUGUUGGGUAAUCCGUUGUGUGAGCAGGAUCAGGCUUUCCUUGAGUCCAUGAACGCUCUGGAUACAGCCAUGAAGAGAAUGGAUGCGUUCAAUCAGGAGAAGGUCAAUCAGAUUCAGAAGACUGUGAUCGACCCUUUGAAAAAGUACAGCAGUGUGUUUCCCAGUCUGAACAUGGCAGUAAAACGCAGGGAACAGGCUCUUCAAGAUUAUAAGAGACUCCAGUCUAAAGUGGAGAAGUAUGAAGAAAAAGAGAAGACGGGGCCCAUCAUGGUCAAACUCCAUCAGGCCAGGGAAGAACUGAAGCCUGUCAGGGAAGACUUUGAAGCCAAGAACAAGCAGCUAUUGGACGAGAUGCCCAAGUUCUACAACAGCCGCAUCGACUACUUUCAGCCCAGCUUCGAGGCUCUGAUCCGAGCUCAGGUGGCCUAUUUUACGGAGAUGCACAAGAUCUUCACUGAACUGACGGAUCAGAUCGACCAGGGCGGGUUGACGGAUGACCAGAGAAAACUAGAGAACGAGGCCAAACUCAAUGAGCUGCGAGCGCUGUCCAUCGUGGCCGACGACUGAAAACUGGGAUUUUAACCAAGUCACGUCAACUUUUAUUUAUUUCUUUUUCUGUUUGUUACUUUUUAUUGAUAAUGAAGUCUUAUUCUGAAUAUUUUGUUGACAGAUGAAGCCAUCAGCAAACUUUUUUGUCUUGUCUCAGUUCAUUUUUGCCUUUAGUCUCUACAACUGACCAAUGAUUGAUCAUAUAUCUUUCAGAUUUUCCAUCCGCCAGAGGCCAAAUUAAUAUUUAAAUUCCUAUGGCUAAAGCUUAGUUUUCUAUACGAAUUGUUUAUAGAGUUCACACUACUUAUGAGUUUUUUUUUUUUAUAAUAUAGUGCAACACUGGAAUCGUGCAGAGAAUCAACAUUUAUAUUAAACUGUUGAUUGAUCAUUGAUACGCCGGUGGUUAUCUUGGAAAAAUGUUACAGUGCGAUUGUCAUUUAACAGAAACGCUUUUCACAUGAUCCUCUGCCUCCCUCUACUGACACAUCUGAGUGUCUGACCUGUGUUUUUGUGUCAAUUGUAUUUGCUAAUGAAGGAAAGUUUUGUUAAUGUUAUUUUUUUGCUCUAUUUCCCAAUAGUCUUACAGCCAUAGUUCAUAAUGUACUACUGUUUGGAAAAGUUGCCAAUUAUUUAACCGCAUACUGACAAUCAAUAUAUAAUGAAGUAUUUUUUUAAGAACAUGAUUGGUUCAUUUUGAACACUAUUGAAAAUUCUCUUUUUAUUUGAUUUUAAUUGGAUUAUUAUCGUCAUGGGUUCCAAUCUGAGGGUUAAAAUAUAGUGUAAAAUGUUCAUUUUGGAUAAAACAUCUUACAACUAAAUUAAACCUUACAUGUGUUAUUACAGUCCUGCUUUCCUUUUGACAUAACCAAACACAUUUUCUCUAAAACUCUGUACCAUAGCCUUAUUUUUAAAAUGUGCAUAUUUCUUCUUUUCAUUUCUCAAAUCGAAGUGUUCUUUAAACAUAAUGUCGUUUAGUUGUCUUACAGUAAACUGCUUUUGGAUGUCCA